This is a messenger RNA of Caenorhabditis briggsae, 1140 nucleotides long. It is a transcript of the gene Cbr-oma-2, whose product is annotated as Protein CBR-OMA-2. Lineage: Eukaryota; Metazoa; Nematoda; Chromadorea; Rhabditida; Rhabditidae. The record is from RefSeq and is a predicted model, not a curated record. Bases 1 to 1140 code for a protein of 379 amino acids. Gene Ontology annotation, molecular function: metal ion binding; mRNA binding. The transcript is spliced from 4 exons.
AUGUCGGGAGUUUCCAGCGUUCCAGCCACAGCGCUUGACAAUGAUGUCCCACCACCAAAAAGCCCAAAGGCUCAAUUGGAUGUGCUGAUCGCACAAACCGCUAACUUGAUGGCAGUCAAUGAGCAGCUUCGCAAAGAAAUCGCGGAAAAUGAGCACAUUCACUCGUUGCAAAUGCGUGCGCUCAACAUUCUUCCUCAGAACACACUGGGACACUCGUUCGCCGACCCAAGACGUCGUGGAGAGCGUCGUAUGCAGAAGCCAGAAUCGUACAAGACGGUUAUAUGCCAAGCAUGGCUCGAGUCCAAGACCUGCACUUUCGCAGAGAAUUGCCGUUUUGCUCACGGCGAGGAGGAGCUCCGUCCGUCUCUUAUCGAGCCGCGUCAAAACAACAAAUACAAGACAAAACUGUGCGACAAGUACACCACCACUGGCCUGUGCCCAUAUGGCAAGCGUUGUCUCUUCAUACAUCCGGAUCAUGGACCGAACGCCUACAUUCGUGCUGACAAGCUGUUCGAGGUUUCCCAGCGCCACGCGCUUGCCGAUCUCCGUGAUCAGAUGGAGCAGCAUAUCAUGACAGGCGGUCGUACCACGGCUCCAGAUCUCAGCGCUGUUCCAUCUCAGCCUUUGGAUAUGAUGGCUGCUAGACCAUGUACUCCAGAUGAGCCAGCCGCCAAGAUGCCAUUGGGACCUACGCCAGUUAGUUCUCGUGGACCAAAGUACGAGAUCCCGUUGUUGAGCUCACCGGAAGAAGACGCAGCCAAUCAUCCACCAUCGAGCUGGCCAUUGGAGCCAUCUUCAUUCUUCAAUUUGGACAAUCCAAGCAUGACAAGCCGUCCAAUGAGCCCAUUCGAGUCGAUGCUCAUCGGAGCAGCCGCCAACGGAGUCUUGCCAUUCACCAUGCUCGGAAAGCAGUCGACCCCCGGAGGAGUAUCCGGCUACUCGUCCGCCGGAUCGACACCGCUGCAAGAUCUCGAUACGUCUCCACUGGCAGCCGCUGCUGCUGCUUAUCUCGCCAACUCGGCCCUGCUCACAAAGUCGUCGACCAUCGAUCCAAUGCUGAAGCCCGACGAAUCAUUCUCCACGAUGCCUACAUUCGAUCAGUUUGCUGAAGACAUGGCAAAGCAUCUCGAGCUUUGGUGA